AUGGCUAAUGACUAUUUAGAAUUGUUCAAUGAAAUAAACUCCUAUGUUGAUAUAUCCUCAUUUGAAACACACCAGUUAACUAAUAAACCAUUAUUUUUAAUUAAAAAUGAAAGAAAAUUUUUAUUUUUGGCUAGAGAACCUUAUGAAUAUAAAUUAGAUCAUUUAUAUAAGGAUAUAAUAGAAGUGACAGAAAAUAUCAAAAGAAAUUUAAUAAAUGAAAAUAUUCAUACAAUUUUAUUUCUAUAUAUCAAAAUUUUAAAAGAAAUAAGGAUACAUAAAAAAUAUAAAAGAGGAAUUGAUGAAAAAGUAGAAAAAGUUAUAAUAUCAGCAAUAAAAUUAUACUCACUAAAGGAAAGACAGAACGAAAAUAUAAAAAAAUACUACAUAAAAAAAAUUUGUUCUAUUUGUAAUAGUUUAUCAAAAAUUUUAGUUCAAUAUAAAAGGAACUCAGAAAACAUAUUAAAAAAUAAACCAUCUUCAUGUGAUUUCGAUGAUGAAAAAAAAAAUUUUUUAACUAAUAGUAACUCCUUUCAAAAUAAUUUUUUCAAAUGUAACAUUAAAAAUACAAAGUUGAAUGAAAAUAACAAAAAUGCUUAUGAAGGAAUAAAAGAAAAAAAAGUUAAUAAAACAGUUGAUAUAGAAAAAGAAAAAGAAUUACCUUUUAAAAAUAAAAUAAAUAUCAAGAAUUCAAAUAGUUCAGAACUUUUAAAUAAUUAUAGAAAAUUAUAUAAUCCUUCAAAAAAAUUGAAGAAGUUAAAUUUAAAAAAAAAUUUUACAUUAAUAAAUAGUAUAAGGUGUUUAUAUUCUGCUAAAGAAUUAAAUGACACAAACAAGGACAAUUGUCAGAAAGAAGUAAAAUUAUUUAAAUGUUACAAAAGACAUGGUGAAAACUUAGUAUUAGGUAAGAGGAGUAAUCUUCUAAAAAAAUUUAAUAGAUUUUUAGAAAAAAAACAGAAAAUUAUAGAUAAAAAAAAAAAAAAAAAAAAUUCAGAAAUUCAAGAUGAAAGUACUAAUAAAAUGAGUAGUGACAAUUCAAAUAGUAGAUUAAGAAGAAAAAAUUAUAAGAAAUAUCAAGAAGACAAUGAUUUUUCAUAUAUUGAAAAAAAUAUUUCAAAUAAAUUAAAAGAUAUAUUAUUAAAUACAAAUAAUACAUUUACUACAUUUAAAGUGAGUAGUAGUGGAAACAUAGAGACUAUUAUUCAAUUAUCAGAAGAUAAUAAAAAAAAAAAAAAAUUUAUAAUAUUAAAUGAAUAUGAUUAUUUUUUUAAUAGUAGUACUGAUGAAUUAAAAGAAGGAACAUGUAAAAAAAAUAAAGAUGAAUAUGAUUAUAAGAAAUUUUUUUUUUAUGUUGGUAAAAAAAAAAUAUUUUUUGAUAAAAAAAAGAAAGAAAAAAUUAUUUUUGAAAUGGAUGAAAAUGGUUUAUUAAAAAAAUAUAUAUUUAAGAAAAAUAAAAACAAUAAUGACAUAUUAAUGAAAGUAUACAAUGAAAAUGAAUGGUCUGAUGAUAUUGUGGAUUUUUGUUAUAUCACAAAGGAUAUGAAUAAAGAAAAAGUUGUAAUUAAAAAAAACAAGAACGGAACAAGAAGUAGAAUUGUAUAUCAUGAAAGUGAGUUAAAUGAUAAAGAGAAAUUUAAUUAUUAUAAGAGGAAUGUAGAAAAUAUCAAAAAAAUAAAUUUUUAUGAUGAUGAUGAUGCAAUUCUUUACUUUUUAAGAAAAAAUGUUACAAAAAAAAAAAAAAUAAAAAAUGAAGAUAUUUUAAAAAAAAAAAAAGUUUCUGAUACAACUCAUACCAUUCAUAAAAAAGAAUUUAACAGUUCCUCUUUAAAAAAAAAAAAACAAUUAUUAUUAUAUAAUAAUAUAAGUGAAAUGUACAAAGAAAGUCAAUCAGAUAUUUUGUCAAAGAUAAAUGAAAGAAAAGAUAAGUUCUUAAAAGGAAUAUGUGAGUUAAAUAAAGAAGAAACAUAUGCAAUUAAAAAAGUACAAAAACCAAAAAAUGUAGAAAAACAAUUAAAAAUAAAUAACUUUUCUAUGAGAGAAAAAAGAAGCCUCAGUAAUAAUAAAGAUAAAACAAAAUUUAACAAAUUGGAUAACUUAUUCGAAUUAUAUGAAAAAGAGAAAGAUGAAAAUAAAGAAAUUACAAAUAAUAAAUAUAUAUUAUAUGAAAACGAAAAAGAAAUUAUAAAAGACGAUAUGAAAAACGAAUUAAAAAAAAAUACAUUAAAUAAUAAAAAAGUCCUUAAUAACAAGGAAAAAACAAAAAAUAUAUAUGAUAAUUUAAAAAAAAAAAAUGAAUCAAAGAAGAGUAGCAUGUAUUCUAUAGAUAAAUUAACCACUAUCAUUGCAAAGAAAAAGGAAUCAAAUGAAAGUUUUGAAAAACAAAAAAAUACGAAUAAGAAAAUUGAAGAUUUUGUUUUUAAUGAAAAUUUAAAAAGUAUAAGUGUUUCAUCCUACAAUUUAAGAGGAGUAUUUUCAAAACAAUCUUCCAAAAUUUCAUUGUAUGAAAAGAAUUUAGAUUUAUCAUCUAAAAGUUUUAAAAAUAAAGACAAUGGAAUUAUCUCAAAAACAUCAUCUUUUUUAUCAAAUAAUGAAAAAUGUGAAAUUAUAGAUGAUGCAUUUUCAAAAAAAAAUUCAUAUUCAUUUAUUAAAAGUUUCAAUAGUAAGGAUUUUAAUGAUAUUUCAAAAAAAACUUCAUAUUCAUUUAUUAAAAGUUUCAAUAGUAAGGAUGUUAAUGAUAUUUCAAAAAAAACUUCAUAUUCUUUAAUGAAUAAUUUUAAAGAUAAAGAACACAUUAUUUUUCAAACAGAAUCAAACAAUAUUAUAUGUAAGAAAUAUUCAAGCCAUGAUUUAUCACAAUUAAAUGGUAAUUUAGAACUAAGCACAAAUUCAAAUAAUGAAAAAAAUGAAAAAAAUGAAAACUAUAAUUUAAAAGAAAAAAGUGAAAAAAUAGAUGAAGAUUAUGAUAGUGAAAAAAAUGACAGAAUUGUAUAUUUAAGUAAAGGUUUUUCAGCAUAUGCCCACAUGAUAUUAUCAGAAACAAAUAUAAUAACUAGGAAAUGUAUAAUUUCUUAUAAUGUGCAAACUAAGAAGCUAAAAAUGAUGAGAAAUGAAAAAAUAUUUGAAAUUGAUGGACACAAAUUAAACAUUCAAGAAAUACCAACUUAUGGUGAAAAUGGAGCAAUAGUGAAGUUAGUAACUUCUAAAAAAAAUUGUAACGCAUUAUUAAUAGAAUCUGAUGACCUUGUUGGUUUACAACAUCUAGGUGAUGAAAUUGGAUGGUAUUAUGAAGAAAAAGAUGAUACAAUAGGCAAUAAAACGAAAAAAUUAAGUAAUCCAAAAGAAAUAUAUUACAAAUUGAAUAGUAAUAAAUCAAAGAAAAGGAUAAGUUUUUUCGAUAAAAUAAAAUUAAACAAAUUUUUAGGUAGAAAAAAAUAA
Messenger RNA from Plasmodium gallinaceum, 3432 nucleotides. RefSeq names its product conserved Plasmodium protein, unknown function. NCBI's taxonomy places the organism in Eukaryota, Apicomplexa, Aconoidasida, Haemosporida, Plasmodiidae. The coding region runs from base 1 to 3432 and encodes 1143 amino acids. The transcript has 12 exons. The record is from RefSeq and is a predicted model, not a curated record.